This is a messenger RNA of Dentiscutata heterogama, 551 nucleotides long. Lineage: Eukaryota; Fungi; Glomeromycota; Glomeromycetes; Diversisporales; Gigasporaceae. The record is from the annotation of a GenBank genome assembly.
UCGCAAUUAGACAUGGAUAUACGAUUAGCGAGGAACUAAUUUCUACACCUUAUUCGCACUCACUACUUGGUGCGACAAUCUGGAGUUUGGUUGCUGGCUUGUGGUAUCACUUUUUCUCUGGUUUCGGAGGUGGUAAUAAGGCUACCCUUCUAUUUUGCUUACUAGUGCUUUCUCACUGGCUUGAAGACUUGGUGGUCCAUGAUAAGGAUCUGCUACUAUUCACCUUUGACAAUACUAAGCCAAAAUACGGAUUUGAUCUUUAUAAAAGUUUUUUAUUUAGUCAAUUAUUAGAAUUCGGCUUAUUAUUUUCUUCAUUUCAUUACUAUCUUAAAAACACCAAGAUUGAUUCAAAAAAUUCUUCGAAUUUUUGGGUAAAGUGGAGUGUGAGUGUUGUAGUCGUGGACUUUAUAAUAAGCCAUUCUACAUCAUAUAUCACACCGCCAAGCAUCCUAUUUUUAUGCAUUACGAUGUUAACUCUUCAAUUUAAAUCUUGUUAUCUUGCUAAUCAAAUGGAUAAAGUUAGAACUCCGACCAAAGAAAGUCCCAAUUAA